AUGGAUUCCCUUGAUCUAAAGUUACCCGGUUACAUGGUGUACUGUGUAAUCAUCUCCUGUCUUGGUUCUUUCAGUAACGGUUGGGUUAUUGGCUCUCCCAACGUUCCCGGUGAUAUCACUCAUAAUUGUCCUAACGGUGCUGCUAAGGUUGCUAGUAGCGCUUUCCCUGAUUGUCUUCCUAUGAACACGGGUCUGUGGGGUUUCGCAGUUGCCUCCUUCUGUGUUGGCGGUUUGGUAGGCAGUCUUUUCGGCGGUGGUAUUCAAACAAAAUUCGGUCGUAAAAAGACCAUUAUUUUCAACAACAUUGGUUGGAUCAUUGGCGGUCUCUUAAUUGGUGUUGCUGUCAAUCCUGCUAUGUUCAUCAUCGGUCGUGUUCUCUGCGGUCUUUCUUGUGGUCUCGGUUCUCUUUCUACUCCUACUUAUGUCGGUGAAAUUUCUACUGUCAAAGCGCGUGGUACAAUGGGUACCUGUAACCAAUUUGCCAUUGUAAUCGGCAUUUUGCUUUCUUCCGUUAUUGGUCUUCCUUUAGCCACUGUUCCUCUCUGGCGUAUCAACUAUGCUAUCGUUGCUUUCCCCGCUGUUGCACAAUUCUUCUUAAUGGCUGGUUGUGUCGAAUCGCCUCGUUACCUCAUUUCCGUGAAUCGUCUUGAAGAAGCCAAGGAAAACCUUCAAAGACUUCGUCCUGGUGCUAACAUUGACAAGGAAUUUUACGGUAUGAUCGAAGGUCAACUUGGUACUGCUGCUGCCAAGGCAGCCGUAGGUGAUGUUGAUUUGUACGAUGACAAGAAGGAUGAUAUGUUCAUGGACAUGGAAAGCAACUCUGCUGUUGUCGAUGAAGGAAUGCGUGCUCCUAUGAGCAUGAUGGACAUAUUCAAGGACCCUCUCAUCCGCCGUAUUGCUAUCACCGUUAUCUGUCUUCAUGUUAUCCAACAAUUGAUCGGUAUGAAUGCUGUUAUGUACUACUCCACCACCAUUUUCAACAUGACUUUUGAUGCCAAGAUGUCUAUGUACAUGGCUAUCGUUACCACUGCUGUCAACUUUAUUUCCACCAUCCUAUCUCUGAUCUUGAUUGACCGUAUGGGUCGUCGUCCUCUUCUUAUGAUUGCUGAAAUUGGUGCCUGCAUCUUCUCCGUUCUUUUGAUUAUCGGUUACGUUUUCAACGUGGGUGCUCUUUUGAUCGUUUCUGUCUUUGGUUAUGUUCUUUCCUUUGCUAUUGGCGUUGGUCCCAUUCCUUGGAUGAUGACUUCCGAAUUGACCCCUGUUUACGCUUCUUCUGCUGUCGGCGCUAUUGCCACCGCUGUUAACUGGGCCAUGAACUUCUUAAUCGGUCAGUGUUUCCCUCUUAUCUUUGCUGGUAUUCAAGGCUACUCCUUUGCCAUUUUCGCUGCUAUUGCUCUGAUUGCCGCCGUUUUCACUUUCUUCAGAGUACCUGAAACCAAGGGUCGUCGUCUCGAAGAAAUUGUUCGUAGCUUCGAAAAAUAA
This is a messenger RNA of Mycotypha africana, 1482 nucleotides long. RefSeq names its product major facilitator superfamily domain-containing protein. Gene Ontology annotation, molecular function: hexose transmembrane transporter activity. Gene Ontology annotation, biological process: monosaccharide transmembrane transport. Bases 1 to 1482 code for a protein of 493 amino acids. The record is from RefSeq and is a predicted model, not a curated record. Lineage: Eukaryota; Fungi; Mucoromycota; Mucoromycetes; Mucorales; Mycotyphaceae. Gene Ontology annotation, cellular component: membrane. The transcript has a single exon.